AUCCAAUUAAUAAAAAAACGUUCGCCCUAUCAGUUUAUUUUGCUUUAUCAUAUAAUUAUGAAAUUGUCAUUCUAUGGAUCCUUAACAGAGUUGUAUUAUACUCAGGUGACCGUUAAGGCCCUUUGGCCCAUUGUUUGUAAGUAUAGAUUAAUAUAGGAACCACUUUUUAAAGGUAUAACAAAGGAAUAUAUAGGGGGAAAAAAUCUAAAAAUCCUCUCCUCAACAACAGCAAAGCCACAAUUAGUCACAUUGAUAUGGAAGCAUCUUCAGAUAGUUUAGAUUCAAGUUUGUUGAAAUCAUGACACCUGGGGGUAGGGUGGGGUCACAAAAGCAAUCAAACUUUUACAAAAUUUAUUGUGUUAAAAAUCUGCUGAUGAAGAACAGCGGGGUCAUGUUGACUCAGGUGAGCACUGUGUCCAAUGGGCUUCUUGAUAUAAAAGUACCAUCUGUUUCUAAUCUUUCUGAAAGCCCUUGUGUUCCUAUAUCAAACACGAGUUAUUAGUAUACAUGUUAUCUCAAUUUAUUUUUCAGAUUCAGGAAUUUGAAGCAAGUGUUCUAAGACAUGUGCAUGACGAUAAAGAGGGCAACUUUUUUGCCAGUGUAUCUGACUUUAAAGAGGGAAGAUACUUUAUCAAAACAAAAUUUCAUGAAGAGUUUCUUGAGAAAUUAAAGGAUUACAGAGCAACAAAAAGUACCUGGAUCUAUUUGAAUGGAAUUGAGGGUUUAGGGAAAACAUCAUCAGCAAUUUACUAUGUUUUUAGUUGUCGAGAAAAUGGUGACCUUUCAGUUCAUUAUGUUGACUUAAACAAAAUUGAAAAGAGAGAUGAAGAUUUGGAAUCUUUUGUUGCUUAUUCUAAGAAGUUUGAAGAUAAGGACUGUGUUAUUGUAGAUCAUUUAACCCUCUAUAAUACACACUAUCUAGAAAAAAUUAAAAGAAUUGUGGAACGGCAAGUUGAAGAUCCAAAGUUUAUUCUCAUUGAAACAGGUUUCACCGCAAGUGCACAUAAAUUUAUGGAAUUUGGAAGGAAAUUUCAGCUUGAUGAAGACUCUUUUCUUAACAUAUGGAAGGGGUCCUUGGAAUACCUUAUAUCGAAAAAAGACAAGGAGGAUAAGAAUUAUGGGCAGCGAUUGGGCCUUUUAGACAAAGGAAAGGAAGUUUAUGAUGAAUUUUCAAAGGAGUACAUAAUGACACCUAAAUUGUUGAAUAGUGUGUUAGAGGAUAUGUACACCAGAACAGAUGGAACAGUUGUAGAUGCUUUUGCACAGUAUACAAAAGAGAAACAACAUAAAAUCAUUAAUUGUAAAAGUUGUGAAAAUAAUGAGUAUGCCAAGUUUCAGCUCCACACUGCUGUUCUCCUUCAUUUUAUUCCAAACAGAAAUGAAAUCGUCAUGAAAGGGGAAUGGGCACAGGAAAUAAAGAUAGGGAUCAACAUAUUUGAAGUUGAGCGUUACAAAAUUCAAACAGAUGAUCUGCAAAGUAAUCUUGAAUAUGCAAGGAUGGGUUUGGGUGUUGGUGAUGUCUGUGUAAAAAUUCAACAUCUGAUUCCUAACUUGGCAAACUGUUGGCGAGAAAGGUUUCCUUAUGAUUUAGAACAGAUGUUACGUAUUGCAAAAACUGUUGGUUUUGAUAAAAUUUUGCCAAUUAUGUUUCAGCAUGGUGGAGCAAGAAAGGAGUUUGAAAAAAUGUUUGUUGAGUGUCAAAAAGUGUGUAAAUCUGUACUUUUGCCAUUUUCCAGUGGUAAUGAAACAUUGUAUCAGCCAUCACAGAAAAAGCAAAAAGUGUUGCAAACACCUUGGAAAGUAGCAUCCACUCCUGCUGAAAAUUUCUUUGAACGAGAUGGAAAAGACUUAUCUGCAUACUAUCAAGAUAUACCACAAAAUCUAAAAGGUCAUGAAAGAAGUGUUGCAUUAUUUUCACUUUUUAUAAAACAACUCUCAAAGUCAUUUGAUAGGUUUUUGGUAUAUCCCCAGAUACCAAAUUUUAUGGGAGUAGACUACUUUGUCUUUUAUGGUGGCUGUGGAGAAGAAGGGGAGGGAUGUACAUCAUGUAAAAAGGUUAAAGUUCAGGAAAAAACAUUGUACCUUGUUCAAGUGGCAACUGGUGCAAUGCAUCGAGGUGAUACCCUUGGUCAAGCUUUGAAUAUAGUGAAACAACUUUUUGUGAAUGAAGAUAUUGUAGUUCAUGCUGUUGUUAUUGUUGCAAGCAGGAAUAAAGAGUCCUGUACAUUGACAAGGUGUGCGUUUAAAAACAUUUCUGUGCUUAACUUGGAUGGAACAGAAGAAUUACUGCUACAGAAAAACUACCUUCUUUAUGAUUUUUACUUGGAACUUGUCAGGUUCACCUGAGUCUUUUAGGUGAACUGUUGCCUUGGAUAAGCUGUCUGAUACAUGUAUACAAAGUAGCUAAUAUCUGAGGUUGAUCAUUUUCUGUCAAAUUUAGGUCACUUGAGUUGCACGGGUAACCUAUUGCAAUUUGUUCCUGUCUGUUUGACGUGCAUCAUUCAUUAAAAAUUGAACAUUUUUAAUUUCUUGAAAACUACAUGGCCAAUUCUUUUCAAAUUGGUAUUAAGUAUCUUGGGGUAAGAGAAACAUAAAUUGUAAAUUUUAUGAAGCUUGCAUCCUAGGGGCUCUAAAGGACCAAGCCAAAAUUUGACCAAUUUUAAGAACUACCAAAAUUGUACUUAUCAUGACCCCUGGGGCAGGGCUUCAGACUCUAGGGCAAGACCAAUAUGAUAAUAUAGUGAGAAUGUACGUGUAUGAAAUGUAAGAAAAUCUUCUCGACUCCCACACAUACAUGUACAUGUAUUUCAGAUUUAUAAAUAAAAUAUGGUUAUAAAGUCCAUGCAUGUUUAAAAUGUCCAUAAACCCUGCAACCAAAAUUAUAAAAUUCAUAGCCCAUGGGUUGGGUUCAGGGAGGGGCAUAUAAGAACAUAUCAUGAACAUCUAUUAAAUUUCUAAAAAAUCUUCUUGUAUUAUUGGCACAGUAGUGAAGGAUAAUCUGAAUACUUGGUUAUAAGUUGUGAAUUUUUUUACCCCUGCCUCAGGGAUUUAUGCUUCAAGGUGAGGCUUAUAUUGUCAUAUGGUGAAAAUGUAAUAAGAGCUCAUGUAUGCACAAUUAUGACAAUACUAAAGCUAAAUAAUUAAAACUGAAUUACACAAUCAAAAAGAUGGACUGAUACUCAGGUGGUUGAUAAGACAUCUUGGCCUCUUGUAUUUUCUCUCAAAGCAAGAAUCUAAGGUGAGAAAUAUACGGUAUAUAUAUAAUCCAUACAUGUAUCAGUAUUUUAUGAUUAGGGAUUGAUGCCCCCCCCCCCCCCCCCAGAUCAGGAAGGAUCCCUAAUAAGAGAAAUGAUUGGGAAAAUCCUUGUGAAGAAAAUGUGGAUGAAAUAAUUAUUUAAAGUAUAAAGGAAAGUAAUGUGGAAGCAAGCUAUUUGUGUAGUGUAAUUUAGUCAUACAUGUAUCAUUACACCUGUCGGGGGGGUAAAGGAUGUUUCAUUGAAAUUUUACUUAUUAAAGAAUAUAUUAAGCAAAUGAUGUGAAACUGGUAUAAAAGAAAGCUAGUGUAUAGAUGUUUCAGAUUUAUUAUAUCAUACUUGCUUGGGGUCAUAGAACAAAGUUCUGCAAAAAAUGAUGGCAAUUUUUUUGUAAAAUUGAACAGGAAGCAAACUAGUAUGAAAUUUACUGGUACAUUUUUGAGAUAAGUAUCAUUAAUGUUUCCCUAAAAUUAGUGUGCAUUUAAACAUGCUGUUAAAGUCAUACUUGAUCUAGUAAAGCUAGAUAGCAAUAUGUCAAAAGAGAUUGGAUUUUCAUGUGAGUGAUGUGGCCCUUGGGCCACUUUUUUGAAAGGGGGGACUUUUCGCACUGAAACAAAAGUUAUAAUUUAAUCUUAAACUGUUAAUUAGUCGUAAUGUGAUAAUUUUUUUAUCACACAUAACACUGCAUUCUUUGAAAAUAUGUGAUUUUUGGAUGAGAAAUGAUUACCAUAGCGAUUCUAUCAUUUCCAUUCUAGAAUUUAUAUCCAUUGGCAGCAUGGAUCUCAUUGCAUUUGUUUUAUUUCAUACUAUAUGUAUUAACCUAUCCAUGUUCUGCAUGUAAGAUAAGUACAAAAGGCUUCAUGUUACAUUAGGAUUAAAUUUGUCAUUUAGUGUACAUUAUUUUGAUGUUUCACUGUAAAAAAUAUCUUUACUUCUGCUGAAAUUGAAUAAAAAGGGUAAAAAUAA
Messenger RNA from Saccostrea echinata, 4220 nucleotides. RefSeq lists its product as uncharacterized. The record is from RefSeq and is a predicted model, not a curated record. Lineage: Eukaryota; Metazoa; Mollusca; Bivalvia; Ostreida; Ostreidae. Bases 508 to 2346 code for a protein of 612 amino acids. The transcript has a single exon.